AUGUAGUCUUCAUUUUAUACGACUUGAAAAAAAAAUAAAUUUCUUCGGUCUGUUCUAACCACAACCUGAAUUUCAGAUGCAUAUGGUCUGCAUAUUAAUAGGAGUUUGAAAUCAUCGAUGUGACUGAAUCUGCGCUCAAACCGCAAGGCUCUAACAUGAACAACGCACGUUCCAAAGGCGUUGUUAGAGGAGCGUCAUAUUCCCAUGCUGAUUCGAACAAAGCCUCGCAACAACCAUCACAGGCGGGACUAAGAGGAGGACGUUUGUCCCCAUUUAGUGCGUUGCCUCCCAUAAAACCGACGAAUACGUCGGGCAAUGUUGAUAGCACUUUUACAGGUGCUAAUGUGCAUUCAUUGUCGGGACCGUCCUCCAGUUCGGGAUCGGCGGCUGUCUCCGAUAUAAUUAGGUCAAAUAGGAAGACGCCCACUGUCAAGGCCAAGUUGCCAAUAACUGGACCUGGUAAAUCAAUCAAGUCGUCAUCGCAGUCCCAAAUUGGAAAAGCGCCCGUUGUGCGACCGGCUCCUAAUGCAGAACCCGUUCUCUCGGGCGCAUCUACAAGGAGCAAACGCCAUGCCGACUUACUACACAAACCAAAUAUUGCUAAUCAAGCUAAAAAUUCAGAUAUAAUUAGUUCUACGAAAACAACAAGUAGUAAGUCAUUUUCGAAUACAAACCAGACUGAUGAUGAAAAAGGUGAUGCUAAAAAGAUCAAAAUUUGCGUAAAGCUUCCAAGCUCUGGUCGCGAAAUUCUAUCAGUGGACUCUAAUGUUACCUUCCAGCAAAUUGUUGCGAUGCUGCAGAAGAAGAAACGCAAUUUCUCAAAUCCAGAGUUCAUUACGUGUGAUGUGCCAGCCAAUAGAGUAUCGGGGAAAAAAUUGGCUUCGAAACUGAUUGAUUUCGGGAUCGAUAAUAACUCUGUUUUGCACUGUGAUGAAUUACUGUAGAUUAGAAUUCGUUUAAAUUACUUUUGGAGCUAUUCGGAGUGCAAUUUACCAUUAUGUAAAUUGGCCUUUGUAAAUAAUUAGAAAACAGUAUGAAAUGUAAAAAAAAACAUUGAUUUAGCUAACUUAAUGAAA
Symsagittifera roscoffensis is the source of this 1076-nucleotide messenger RNA. RefSeq lists its product as uncharacterized. The record is from RefSeq and is a predicted model, not a curated record. NCBI's taxonomy places the organism in Eukaryota, Metazoa, Xenacoelomorpha, Acoela, Convolutidae. The transcript has 2 exons. Bases 156 to 944 code for a protein of 262 amino acids.